Messenger RNA from Arabis nemorensis, 1341 nucleotides. NCBI's taxonomy places the organism in Eukaryota, Viridiplantae, Streptophyta, Magnoliopsida, Brassicales, Brassicaceae. The record is from the annotation of a GenBank genome assembly.
AUGGGUGUUACAGGAGGACUAGUGAGAAGCAUUUUCUUCAGAAACAAGUCAUUUGAGGCUAAUGACUACAACAAUGGAAGAAGCAAUCUAGGAGAGAAGAAAAGAUGGAGCUCGGUUAGAUCAUUCCUUUGCGGAGAUGAAUUCAACUCUGUACUCGCUGUGGAUGAUUCAGGAUCGAUAAAAUAUUCUGAUACUCUUCUUACAAUGUCUCAGCAACUGAGUUCUGAUUCGGUUUUACCUUCUGACUCGGUCUGCGCGAUUGAAGAUUCGGCUUCUGUGAAACAACAUUUUGAGGAGGAGGAGGGCUCUGUUUCUGUUAAGAGCUCAGAGGCAACAGUGACUCAGCCUUUACUGGAUAGUUAUAUAAAAGAAGAUGUUGAUAACCAAAGCGAAACAACCGAGACGCAUAUACCAAAGAAGCAUCAGACUACUCCAAUCUCAAAGUUGUUCCUCGAAGAAGACGCUGCAGUCAUAAUUCAGUCAGCAUUCAGGAGUUACCUGGCAAUACGUCGAAGCAAAGAAGUUGAAAAGGCGUUUGUUGUUAAGGACGAGAGCUUCUCCGGAGAGGAAUCUCCAGGCAAAGUAUCCAUGGGGACAUCACUAGAAGUUCAGUCAGGUAAUUCCGUGAAAGCACCGUUUUCUAGGAGAAAACGGGUAUCUGCAAAUCGACGAUCACUACAAAAGAACAGUACUCAAGUUCUGAGGAUAAAGGAAGACUGGGAUGAUAGCACAGUGAGCAGUACCAUAUCAAAACUGAGGAUUCAAAACCGAAUGGAAGCAAUGACGAAGCGGGAGAGAGCACUUGCUUAUGCAUUUUCACAGCAGCUAAGAAUUUGCUCAAAGAAGAAGCAAAUAGAUCGCACCAGUGAAGAUGAAUCUAACAUCGGUUGGAGUUGGCUAGAACGCUGGAUGGCAACUCGUGUACCAGACAGCAUUUCGAUUGAACCGAGAACAAACAUUCAGACAGAUGUGGCAAACAAAAAUCAAAGACUGGUAAUAAAGAAUAGAUCUUAUGGUAUAGCUGGCGAGUUGGAGAGCUGUGCUUCCAACGAUCUACCUUUCCAAUUUGGAAGCAUAUCAGAGACAGUAGAAGAGGAUAAUGAAGAUUCGAAAACCGAAAAGAGCGGUAAUAAAGCGAGCAUAUCAAAGCGCAAAUCUGUUCCAAGCAACAAAAACCAGAGAAGGCAUAACAGGCUUCAGGCAACGAAAAGAGAUCUGCAACAACAGACAAAGAAAGCUAAGAAGGCCAAGAUCGCACCCUCAAGCUGCAAAAUGGGAAACAAACGCGAGGAAACAUCACAGAAGUUAUAUAGCAGCAGCGGAGAUUAUCUUUACCUGUAA